Trametes versicolor FP-101664 SS1 is the source of this 2120-nucleotide messenger RNA. RefSeq names its product HET-domain-containing protein. Lineage: Eukaryota; Fungi; Basidiomycota; Agaricomycetes; Polyporales; Polyporaceae. Bases 21 to 2120 code for a protein of 699 amino acids. The record is from RefSeq and is a predicted model, not a curated record. The transcript has 2 exons.
CUCAGAGGCUCGCUCAUCGCAUGGAUCAUGAAAACUCUCAUGCAAGCACCAGCACCGCCGCACGCCAGCCUCCCUCCGUAUGCCAGCUCUGCUGGGAGGGCCCUGCGGCGCGGCUGCUGGUGCCGCGCAGCGACUUACAAAACGUCGAUCUCGACUCCCCCCUGACCUGGCUCGGGGAGUGCACCUAUACCACCUCGUGGGCGGUCCUGCACUCCAGGUCCGCCACAGGCUGUGUGUGGUGUCAGUUCAUGUAUUCGAUGCUCGGGGAGGACGACGAUGCAGAGUCUGCGACGCCGCUGAAAGUGUUUAUGGGGCCCGGAGGGCUCUUGACCGAGUGCUCGCCGCCGGAGACACAGACCGUAUAUGUGUCCAUCGACGGCGAGCCGCGCUUCGCAGGCUACGUGUAUACGAGUCUGGACGACCCCGCGGCACCGCACAUCGUCGCGCGGAGCCAUGUGCGAGACGUCGGAUCCCCGCGCACCCUCGCCCUGGCAAGAGCGUGCAUCGAAGAGUGCGUGGCGAUGCACGAACGCUGCACAGCGAUCUCCGUCUCCCCCGACCCACUCCUCCCCACCCUCGUCCUCGACUGCACCAACCCCGCGCGCCCGCGCCUGGCCGCGACCGACGGCAAGCGCGGCCGGUAUCUCGCGCUCAGCUACGUCUGGGGCGAGAUCCAGCCGCACUGCACCACCACCCACAACAUGUCCGCGUACGCGGAUGGGAUCGAUCCCGCGCGCCUCCCGCAGACCAUUCGCGACGCGAUCCACGUCACGGUCGCGCUCGGGUUCCGGUACCUGUGGGCGGACAGCCUGUGCAUCGUCCAGGACUCGGACGAGAGCAAGCGGCGCGAGAUCGGGCGUAUGCACCACAUCUACCGCGACGCGUACUUGACGAUCAUCGCUGCGAGCGCGAGCAGGGUCGGGGAGGGCUUCCUGCAAGAACGGCCUGCGGCAUCACGCGACUUCGCUCUCCCUGUGCUGUGUCCCUCGCAGCAGACCGGCACGGUACACGUCUCCCCGACGCAUACUCUCCCGGAAGACGAGAUAGAGCAGUACAGCCACGGGUGGGACCCGGUCAGCACGCGCGGCUGGUGCCUCCAAGAGUACUUCAUGUCCCCUCGCGCGCUCCUCUUCACGUCUCAGACCCUGCAGUUCCGAUGCCAGACCACCACCCAAAGCGUCGGCGGCGCGUACUACAACCCCACUGGGGAGCAGCGCAUGCCAGACGCGUUCUUCCGCCCAGACCUGCCGCCCGCCGCGCCCGGCUCCGCAGAAUGGGCCGCGAUGUACAAGGCGUGGCUCGAGAUCAUCGAGGACUACAGCCGGCGCGCGGUGAGCAAUCCCUCGGACAAGCUCGUCGCGUGCGGUGCGAUCGCGGCGGGCUUCCAGCGCGUGCUGCGCACAGACUACCUCGCGGGCCUCUGGCGCGCGACGCUCCUCGACGACCUGCUCUGGGCGAAGCAGAGCGGCCCGCAGGCGGUGCGCCCCGAGGAGCUCCACGCGCCGUCGUGGUCGUGGGCGGCGGUCGACGGGGAGGUCUGGACGGGCGGGGACUGGUCCCGGUCCACGUUGUUGCAGGGAACGCCGGUCGCGGAGGUCGUGCGAUGCGAGGUUGCGCUCGCGGACACGGCGCUGCCGUUUGGGCAGGUCACUGGUGGGUCGCUCGUCGUGCGCACGUCGUUGACCCGGUGCGUGCUCCUCACUGGCGAAGGAUACAAGCCGUUUCGUAUUCUGCUUCCGACUGCGAAACAGGUCCGCCGGUGGGGGGCCGCGGGCCUGGAUGUGGAUGGUGAGGUGCAGAAGGCGGCGGCGGCGGAGGCGGAGACGAUGAUCAUUGGGUGGGUGUACGUUGACACCGAGGCGGAUGUGGGGAUCCAGAGACUGUGGGCAGCCCCGCUUACGCGGAAAGACAAGCAUUUAGAAGGAUUGAUCGUCACUCUGGUCGAUGGCGCGGGCAGCACAGGGGAUGCGGCCUGUGUGACUGACCCCACAACAUUACCUCUCCAGAGAAAAGUAUAUCGACGUGUGGGGCGAUUCGACGUGUUCAGACAGGACUCUCUUCGCGAGGUGGAGAGCUAUUGGAACGGUGAGAUGCCACCGGUAGAGAUUGAAAUUAUUUGA